This is a messenger RNA of Mytilus californianus (California mussel), 3030 nucleotides long. RefSeq lists its product as uncharacterized. The transcript is spliced from 3 exons. NCBI's taxonomy places the organism in Eukaryota, Metazoa, Mollusca, Bivalvia, Mytilida, Mytilidae. The coding region runs from base 1 to 3030 and encodes 1009 amino acids. The record is from RefSeq and is a predicted model, not a curated record.
AUGUCAAGUUAUCAAGGACAACAGACAUAUGCCGGAGUGAGAAGGAUUAGACCAAAAGGCAAAGCACAACAGACAUAUGCCGGAGUGAGAAGGAUUAGACCAAAAGGCAAAGCACAACAGACUUAUGCCGGAGUGAGAAGGAUUAUACCAAAAGGCAAAGCACAACAGACAUAUGCUGGAGUGAGAAGGAUUAGACCAAAAGGCAAAGAACAACAGACAUAUGCCGGAGUGAGAAAGAUUAGACCAAAAGACAAAGAACAACAGACAUUUGCUGGAGUGAGAAGGAUUAGACCAAAAGGCAAGGAACAACAGACAUAUGCCGGAGUGAGAAGCAUUAGACCAAAAGGCAAAGCACAACAGACAUAUGCUGGAGUGAGAAGGAUUAGACCAAAAGGCAAGGAACAACAGAAAUAUGUCGGAGUGAGAAGCAUUAGACCAAAAGGCAAAGCACAACAGACAUAUGCCGGAGUGAGAAGGAUUAGACCAAAAGACAAAGCACAACAGACAUAUGCCGGAGUGAGAAGGAUUAGACCAAAAGGCAAGGAACAACAGACAUAUGCCGGAGUGAGAAGCAUUAGACCAAAAGGCAAAGAACAACAGACAUAUGCCGGAGUGAGAAGGAUUAGACCAAAAGGCAAAGCACAACAGACAUAUCCCGGAGUGAGAAGGAUUAGACCAAAAGGCAAGGAACAACAGACAUAUGCCGGAGUGAGAAGGAUUAGACCAAAAGGCAAGGAACAACAGACAUAUGCUGGAGUGAGAAGCAUUAGACCAAUAGGCAAGGAGCAACAGACAUAUGCUGGAGUGAGAAGGAUUAGACCAAAAGGCAAAGCACAACAGACAUAUGCCGGAGUGAGAAGGAUUAGACCAAAAGGCAAAGAACAACAGACAUAUGCCAGAGUGAGAAGCAUUAGACCAAAAGGCAAAGCACAACAGACAUAUGCCGGAGUGAGAUGGAUUAGACCAAAAGGCAAGGAACAACAGACAUAUGCCGGAGUGAGAAGGAUUAGACCAAAAGGCAAGGAACAACAGACAUUUGCCGGAGUGAGAAGCAUUAGACCAAAAGGCAAGGAACAACAGACAUAUGCUGGAGUGAGAAGGAUUAGACCAAAAGACAAAGAACAACAGACAUUUGCCGGAGUGAGAAGGAUUAGACCAAAAGUGAGAAGGAUUAGACCAAAAGACAAAGAACAACAGACAUAUGCCGGAGUUAGAAGGAUUAGACCAAAAGACAAAGAACAACAGACAUUUGCCGGAGUGAGAAGGAUUAGACCAAAAGACAAAGAACAACAGACAUUUGCCGGAGUGAGAAGGAUUAGACCAAAAGACAAAGAACAACAGACAUUUGCCGGAGUGAGAAGCAUUAGACCAAAAGGCAAGGAACAACAGACAUUUGCCGGAGUGAGAAGCAUUAGACCAAAAGACAAAGAACAACAGACAUUUGCCGGAGUGAGAAGGAUUAGACCAAAAGACAAAGAACAACAGACAUAUGCCGGAGUGAGAAGGAUUAGACCAAAAGGCAAAGCACAACAGACUUAUGCCGGAGUGAGAAGGAUUAUACCAAAAGGCAAAGCACAACAGACAUAUGCUGGAGUGAGAAGGAUUAGACCAAAAGGCAAAGAACAACAGACAUAUGCCGGAGUGAGAAAGAUUAGACCAAAAGACAAAGAACAACAGACAUUUGCUGGAGUGAGAAGGAUUAGACCAAAAGGCAAGGAACAACAGACAUAUGCCGGAGUGAGAAGCAUUAGACCAAAAGGCAAAGCACAACAGACAUAUGCUGGAGUGAGAAGGAUUAGACCAAAAGGCAAGGAACAACAGAAAUAUGUCGGAGUGAGAAGCAUUAGACCAAAAGGCAAAGCACAACAGACAUAUGCCGGAGUGAGAAGGAUUAGACCAAAAGACAAAGCACAACAGACAUAUGCCGGAGUGAGAAGGAUUAGACCAAAAGGCAAGGAACAACAGACAUAUGCCGGAGUGAGAAGCAUUAGACCAAAAGGCAAAGAACAACAGACAUAUGCCGGAGUGAGAAGGAUUAGACCAAAAGGCAAAGCACAACAGACAUAUGCCGGAGUGAGAAGGAUUAGACCAAAAGGCAAGGAACAACAGACAUAUGCCGGAGUGAGAAGGAUUAGACCAAAAGGCAAGGAACAACAGACAUAUGCUGGAGUGAGAAGCAUUAGACCAAUAGGCAAGGAGCAACAGACAUAUGCUGGAGUGAGAAGGAUUAGACCAAAAGGCAAAGCACAACAGACAUAUGCCGGAGUGAGAAGGAUUAGACCAAAAGGCAAAGAACAACAGACAUAUGCCGGAGUGAGAAGCAUUAGACCAAAAGGCAAAGCACAACAGACAUAUGCCGGAGUGAGAUGGAUUAGACCAAAAGGCAAGGAACAACAGACAUAUGCCGGAGUGAGAAGGAUUAGACCAAAAGGCAAGGAACAACAGACAUUUGCCGGAGUGAGAAGCAUUAGACCAAAAGGCAAGGAACAACAGACAUAUGCUGGAGUGAGAAGGAUUAGACCAAAAGACAAAGAACAACAGACAUUUGCCGGAGUGAGAAGCAUUAGACCAAAAGGCAAGGAACAACAGACAUAUGCUGGAGUGAGAAGGAUUAGACCAAAAGACAAAGAACAACAGACAUAUGCCGGAGUUAGAAGGAUUAGACCAAAAGACAAAGAACAACAGACAUUUGCCGGAGUGAGAAGGAUUAGACCAAAAGACAAAGAACAACAGACAUUUGCCGGAGUGAGAAGGAUUAGACCAAAAGACAAAGAACAACAGACAUUUGCCGGAGUGAGAAGCAUUAGACCAAAAGGCAAGGAACAACAGACAUUUGCCGGAUUGAGAAGCAUUAGACCAAAAGACAAAGAACAACAGACAUUUGCCGGAGUGAGAAGGAUUAGACCAAAAGACAAAGAACAACAGACAUUUGCCGGAGUGAGAAGGAUUAGACCAAAAGACAAAGAACAACAGACAUUUGCCGGAGUGAGAAGGAUUAGACCAAAAGGCAUUUGUAUACAAGAUACCUAA